AUGAGUGAACCAUUACGUUAUUUGCCCUUUGAAACUUCGGUGGAUACUGCAUUUUGGCAUGCUUUGGCCAGGAAGAAACUCGAAGAAUUCCGGCUGUCCCAAGGCCCAUUCAUCCUCCAUUCCGAAUUCACCAACGGACUAUCUCAGGUUUUCAUCAAUGACUUUGGGAUAAAAAUGUUUAAAAAAUCGUUGGAAAAUAACGAAUAUUUGAAGCAACCGGAUAUGCUCCUAUGUUUUUGCCUGUUGACGUAUUUGGAUUUAAAGCGAUUCAAGUUCUACUUUUGGUUCGCGUAUCCUGCCGUCAUUCAUACAAACCAACCGACCCUAAUCUCAUCACGCCUCAUCGAUGAAGAACUCUCAGUCGGAUCAUCCAACGUAUAUCUAGGAUUUUGUGAUCCGUCCACCGACCCAACUUUUCCUGGUUGGCCACUUCGCAACAUAUUAUUUGCUAUAUCAGCUUCUCUGAUCGACAAAAGCGAAAAUGUAAAAAUUAUCUGCUUCAGGGAUAGAUAUUCACUUAACCUUUCUUCGAUUGAUCAAUUCGUGGGUUGGGAGAAAAAUAACGGGCAACUGAAACCGCAAUGUAUCGACCUGAGUUCCAGCAUGGAUCCAAUAAAACUUUCUGAAUCCGCUGUUGAUCUCAACCUGAAGUUAAUCAAAUGGAGAUUAAUGCCGGACCUGAAGCUGGACGUUUUUCGUGAUACCAAAUGUCUUCUUAUCGGCGCUGGAACACUGGGAUGCAAUGUAGCACGCCAGUUAAUGGCUUGGGGAAUCAAGCACAUAACAUUUGUUGACAACGCUACUGUAUCUAUGUCAAAUCCAGUUAGACAGUCCCUUUUCUUUUUUGAAGACACAUUCGGUGAGAAAAAAUCAAAAGCCGUUGCUGCCGCGAAAACCCUGGAAAAAAUAUUUCCAGGAGUAUGUGCUAAUGGAUUUGAUCUAAACAUACCUAUGCCCGGUCACCCUAUAUCAAAGUACAAUGAAGCUUCUAUUCCGAAGGAGUUUGACCUUCCUGAAUCAAUUUAUAGUGCUUAUUUCGCAUGUGGGCGCUUAAAUGACCUAAUAAAAAAUCAUGAUGUUAUCUUCUUGAUGACAGAUACGAGAGAAUCUAGGUGGCUUCCGACGCUCCUGGGAAACUUUCAUCAAAGGCUUGUCAUCAAUGCUGCUCUGGGAUUCGACACGUUCCUGGUUAUGCGACAUGGUCUUGGUAAUAAAUUGGAAAAGUUGGCUGCUUUGAAAAGUGAAAACACUAAGCACCAAAGAUCUGUUCCCGGUUAUCAGCUUGGUUGUUAUUUUUGCAGCGAUGUUGUGGGACCUGCUAACUCGGUCCAAAAUCGCAGUUUGGAUCAGCAGUGUACUGUUACCCGCCCUGGUGUAUCAAUGAUAGCGGCAGCUUUUGCUGUUGAAUUGUUAAUAAGCGUGCUUCAGCAUCCCCUCGGAGCCAAUGCCCCUGCAUGUACUAAGGAAGAUACUGUUCCUCACCAGAUCAGAGGAUUUCUGUCAUACUUCAAUCAAAUGGUUCCAGCAAUGUCGGCAUUUUCGAGCUGUUCGGCCUGCUCUCUUCCUGUGAUGGAUGCAUUUUUGAAGGACGGCUUCCGGUUUCUCCUAAAUGUUUUCGAUGAUUCAAACUACCUGGAACAGGUGGCGGGUCUAAAGCAGCUUCAAGUUACAACAGACGAUAGCAAAAUCGUAGCGUUUAGUGACUCCGAAUAG
Messenger RNA from Echinostoma caproni, 1713 nucleotides. The record is from the annotation of a GenBank genome assembly. Lineage: Eukaryota; Metazoa; Platyhelminthes; Trematoda; Plagiorchiida; Echinostomatidae.